GCCGCGGCCCCGGCGCCGGGCCCCGCCAUGGAUCUAGCCGCGGCGCGGGCCGGGGAGCGCGCUGAGCGGCCGCAGGUAGCCCCCCGCAUGGCCUGCGGGCAGGACGCGCUGCUGCCCCCGGCCACCGGGGACCCCCCGGCGCUGGGCCUGCGGGAGCCGCCGAGGCGGAGACGCUCGCCGGACGGGACAGGCUCCAGGCGGCCCCGGGGGCGCCCGGGCAGCAGCAGCAGCAGGGCCUCGCCGGGGCUGGAGGAGCCGAGCCGCCGGGAGCCUCCGGUGGAGCCGGGCGGACGGAGCCCGCUGGAGCUGGAGGAGCUGGGCAGCAGGGAGCCGUCCCCGGUGUGCCUGGAGCUGGGCGAGCCCGGGGCUGCGGCGCGGUGCCGGCGGGGCGGGGGGCCCCCAGGGCGGGGCCCCGGGGGGCUGUCGGUGAAGAUGGCUUUCCGCCGCGCCUACUCCAUCAAGGACAAGCUGCAGGCCAUCGAGCGGGUGAAGAAGGGCGAGCGGCAGGCCUCGGUGUGCCGGGACUUCGGGGUGCCCGGCGGCACGCUGCGCGGCUGGCUCAAGGACGAGCACAAGCUGCGCUGGUUCCUGGACCAGCUGGGCGGCGAGGUGGGCACCCAGCGCAAGAAGAUGCGCCUGGCCAACGAGGAGGAGAUCGACCGGGCCGUCUACACCUGGUUCCUCACCCUGCGGCAGCACGGCGUGCCGCUCUCCGGGCCCAUCAUCCAAGCCCAAGCCGAGGCCUUCGCCCGCCAGAUCUACGGGCCCGAGUGCACCUUCAAAGCCAGCCAUGGCUGGUUCUGGCGCUGGCAGAAACGGCACGGCAUCUCCAGCCAGCGCAUCUAUGGCGAAGGAGGUGGAGGGGGGGACCCCGCCGCUCCAGGGACCCCGCCACUCAAGGCUGAGCUGGAGCUCGGGGCCCCCUCCUCCACCUUUCCGGACCCUUCGCUGCUCCUGCCCCUGCCGCCGCCUCCUCCAGCCGCUGCGGCUCCUUCGGAUGGGGGAGGCUACGGGGACGAGCAGAUCUACAACGCCAACGUAACUGGACUCUACUGGAAGCUGCUGCCGGGCCAGGCUGGGGAGUUGCGGGCCCAUUCCCCCCGCCUGCAGCCUCCCCCCCGUCGGAGGUUGAUGGUGAAGGAGCGUGUCACUGUGCUGCUGGCUGCCAACCUGACUGGCUCGCACAAGCUGAAACCACUGGUAGUUGGGGGGCUCCCAGACCCACCCAGUCUCCGGCACCACAACCAGGACAAGUUCCCAGCCUGCUACCGCUACAGCCCAGAGGCCCGGCUCGGACCUGCCCUUCUCCGGGCCUGGUUCUUUGAAGACUUUGUGCCAGGAGUCAAGCGUUAUCUGCGCCGCAGUUGCCUCCAGCAGAAGGCGGUGCUGCUUCUCAGCAGCCCCCCGCCGCCCUCUAGUGCUGGCCCAGAGGAGCCACCCCAGCUGCAGACCCCAGAUGGCUCCAUCCGAGCCCUCUUCCUCUCCAAGGCUGCGGCAGGGGGCAGCUCAGCUGGAGGAGGAGGCCGUAUCCCAGCCCCGCUGGAGCAAGGCGUGGUGUCCGCCUUCAAGCAGCUCUACAAGCGGGAGCUGCUGCGAUUGGCCGUGUCCUGCGUGGCCAGUGGGGGAGGUGGCUCCGCUGUGGGGCCCAGCCCAGCCGGUGGUGGGAGUGGCCCCCUGGACUUUGUGCGCUCUUUCCUGCUCAAGGACAUGCUAUACCUUGCUGGCCUCUCCUGGGACCUCAUCCCUGCUGGCUCCAUCGAAAAGUGCUGGCUGCUCGGGCUGCGUGCUGCUUUUGAGCCCCAGCCUGGGGAAGAGGAACAGGGGGAACCACUGGGUGGGGAUGGAGGUGGUGGGGACAGCAAGGUCUUCAGUGAUCUCACCCAUCUGGCUGCCCUGGCCUAUAAACGCCUAGCACCCGAGGAGGUGGCUGACUGGCUGCACCUGGACGAUGCAGCACCGGGCAUGGAGGGGGAGGAUGGAGAAGGGGAUGGUGAGAAUGAAGGACCUGGAGGCUGUGGCGGGGAUGAGGAUGAGGAAGCGGCAGGGGUGGAUGCAGGCGGUGGGGGGGGCAGUGGAAUGGAGGAGGAAGGGGAUCCCCCACUGCCCACGGCCCAGGAAGCCAUCAGGGGCUUGGAGACAGCACUACGCUGGCUGGAGAGCCAGGACCCCCGGCAGGUGGGACCACUCAAGUUGGUGCAGCUCCGCUCCCUCAUUAGUAUGGCCCAGCGGCUGCACCAAGGGGGUAGCUCAGACUCAUAGUGGGGCGUGAGGGGGAUGAGCUGGUCAGCCACCUACUGCUGCACCUUUGGGGGUGUAGCCCCACCAGACUCCCAUGGGACGGAUGGGGACUAACCCCACUCUGCAAUGGGACUGACAAUAGGGGACCCAACACCUCCACCCAUCAUUGCUAGGGAGUGGGGUCUAAUACCUCGUGGGGCUCAGAUGUUCCUCCCCCUGGGGCUGCCCCCCUGUCACUGAGGGGUAAGCCUACUUCCUGGGGCUAAUAAGGGGGGAUAACCCACCGUAAAAUGUCAUCACUUGAGGGCUAUUCCUCACUCUGAACAUCAUUGGGAGGUGCUAUUCCCUACUCAUGGAACGUAGGGGGAUAAUUCCCAGCAACAUCACUGGAGGGCUAAUCCUUACCCCUGACAUCAGCAGAUCCCCCAACCCAUGGGGCAGAGGCAGGGGGACCAAUCUCUGUAUCCAGUGUCACUGCAAGGAAGGGGCUUACCGCCAUUCUCCUGGGAUUGAGGGGAAACUAACCAAUGUUCCUGAGAAGGGCUGAGGCGGGGAACUGGACAUCAGCAGGACAGAGAAGGCACGCUGCCCCCUAGCUUGACUGAGAGGAGGGGAUUCUCCCUCACAGGAGUGGGACUAAUGACGAUGGUGGAGCUGUGAGAUGGUCAGCAGUAAAAAUCCUGCUGUGAGGGGAAGGGGGCAUGCAUGGCUAUACACGCCAAGAGAGGCUCUUCCUUCUCAAGUUGUAAAGAGGAAAACAAAUGCUGGGCAAGGAACGAAGCUAAACGAAAAGCUUGGCUGCAGUCUCCCACGUUAAGUUCUGUGGAGGUGAAUCCAGGUGGCAGCAGCAGCAGCCUCGCGGUCCAGACCCAAAUCAUCAAUGGACUGGAGCUGCUACCAGCUGCAAACUGGCAGCCACGUGCUUGGUGCAACUCUCAGAGAAGGAACAAAGCCUAACUGAGGUUUGUGAAAUGCUCUGAGAUCCUCUGUGAAGGGCUGGAUUGGUUCAACGUGGGUCCUCCCCUUGAUGUGUGUACACAGUUCCCAUGGAGCAGAGGAUGCCCUUCCCAUAGCAAAGCUUUGGGAUAAGCAAAUGCCCCUUGAGGGCACUAACGGCUCUCUGUUCCAAGCCCAUUGCAAUGGGAGGAGGCUGCCUGAGGUCGCUGUGCUUUGGAUAGGCUGGUAGCAAUGGGCAGGGAUGUUGAUGACAUGUAGUGGCUGGUGUUUCCAUGGAGUCUGUAGCCCUCGGAGGAAUCUUGGCCCUCAGACGGAGAACAGCAGCUUUGUGGGUGAUAAAUG
Messenger RNA from Gopherus flavomarginatus (Mexican gopher tortoise), 3537 nucleotides. RefSeq names its product tigger transposable element derived 5 (gene TIGD5). The record is from RefSeq and is a predicted model, not a curated record. The transcript is spliced from 2 exons. The coding region runs from base 28 to 2259 and encodes 743 amino acids. Lineage: Eukaryota; Metazoa; Chordata; Testudines; Testudinidae. Gene Ontology annotation, molecular function: DNA binding. Gene Ontology annotation, cellular component: nucleus.